AUGUCUGAACAAUAUUAUUCUACCGGAAGAGGUGGAGCAGGAAACAUCGCUAAAGGAUCGGGGUCCACAUCUCCUAAAUUAGUACCUCAAGGAUCUAAUACUCCUCAUAUAAGUUCUGAGAAACUCACCACAGGUAGAGGAGGUUUUGGUAAUAUCAUUAAAAAUGAUGAUCCUGAAUUAACCCGAAAAUUACAAGAUGUUGAUAAUGGCUUAAGACCUGUUACAUCAAGUAAAUCAUACGUCGGUAGAGGUGGCUAUGGUAAUAUCAUUGAUGAAAAUUUAGCCCCAAGGCAUAGUAACAAGAGUAAUAAAGCAAAAAGUGAUAGUAAGGCUGAAAAACAUGGCUUUUUCAGUAAAAUAGGAAAAUUGUUCAAAUGA
This is a messenger RNA of Yamadazyma jaroonii, 378 nucleotides long. NCBI's taxonomy places the organism in Eukaryota, Fungi, Ascomycota, Pichiomycetes, Serinales, Debaryomycetaceae. The record is from the annotation of a GenBank genome assembly.